Messenger RNA from Myotis lucifugus (little brown bat), 3404 nucleotides. RefSeq names its product sperm associated antigen 1 (gene SPAG1). Gene Ontology annotation, cellular component: cytosol; mitochondrion. Gene Ontology annotation, molecular function: heat shock protein binding. NCBI's taxonomy places the organism in Eukaryota, Metazoa, Chordata, Mammalia, Chiroptera, Vespertilionidae. Bases 26 to 2473 code for a protein of 815 amino acids. The transcript has 17 exons. The record is from RefSeq and is a predicted model, not a curated record.
UGUUUUCCUGUACUAUAUUUCAGCCAUGACUGCCAAAGAUUGCCCAUCAUUGUUGGGCUUUGGAACCACAAAAACAUUCAAAAUUCCCGUUGAACAUUUGGAUUUCAAGUACAUUGAAAAAUGUUCAGACGUUAAACAUUUGGAGAAAAUUCUUUGUGUGCUUAGGUCUGGAGAGGAAGGAUAUUAUCCUGAACUUAUAGAGUUUUGUGAAAAGCGCCUUCAAGGAUUGGCUCCUCAAAGUAGAGCUUUGAGGAAAGACAAACCUGCAGCGACAGAAUCCAGUUUCACAGCGAGAGAAUGGGAAAAAAUCGAUGGCGAUAUAAAGAAUUGGGUAACAGAAAUUAAAAAAGAAGAAAGUAAAAUAUAUUUUCAUGAAACUGAAACAUUUCCAGCAAAGGAAGAAAAUUUGCCUCCAGUUCGUGGUUCAAACAGCCGUCUUCAUGUUGCCAAAGGAAAAUAUUCUAAAAGUAGAUCAGCUAAAAAGAAUAUUCCAAGGGAUUAUGCAGAGUGGGAUAAAUUUGAUGUGGAAAAGGAAUGUUCAAAAAUUGAUGAAGAUAGCAAAGAAAAAACUCUAAUAAACAACAAGUCACAUUUGUCUAAAAUUGAGACAAGACUAGACACAGCAGGUCUGACUGAGAAGGAAAAGGAUUUUCUUGCUACUCGUGAAAAGGAGAAAGGAAAUGAAGCUUUCAAGUCGGGAGAUUAUGAAGAGGCUGUGAAGUAUUAUACCAGGAGCAUAUCCGUGCUUCCCACCGCAGCAGCCUAUAACAAUCGAGCUCAAGCAGAACUCAAACUACAGAACUGGAACAGUGCUUUUCAGGAUUGUGAAAAGGUCUUGGAGUUAGAGCCUGGAAACGUAAAAGCUCUUCUGCGCCGUGCCACUACAUUUAAACAUCAGAACAAGCUCCAGGACGCGAUGGAGGAUUUGCAUCAAGUGCUGGAUGCUGAACCUGAUAACGAGUUGGCCAAAAAAACCCUGUCAGAGGUUGAAAGAGAGCUGAAAAAUUCUGCGCCCACAUCUAAGACUCACACCAAGGGAAAAAGGAUGGUUAUUCAGGAAGUAGAAAACUCAGAAGAUGAAAAUGGAAAAGAAAGCGAAAGAAAACAUGAAGAUGGCAGUAGAGAUAAGAGAAGUGGAAGCGCGGACGAUCUAAGUGUCUUAUAUUCAAAUAGAGCAGCGUGUCACCUCAAGGAAGGAAACUGCAGUGGCUGCAUUGAAGACUGUAACAGGGCUCUGGAACUUCAUCCAUUCUCCGUUAAACCUCUUCUUCGACGAGCAAUGGCCUAUGAAACUUUAGAGAAGUAUCAGAAAGCGUAUGUGGAUUACAAAACGGUGUUGCAAAUAGACUGCGGAAUCCAGAUAGCCAGUGACAGUAUUAACAGAAUAACAAGAAUUUUAAUGGAGCUGGAUGGACCACGCUGGCGCGAGAAGCUGUCGCCCAUACCUUCUGUGCCCACUUCUGCGCAGCUGCGAGUGUGGCGGCCUCCGGCAGAGACGCCCCCAGACCAAGUGGGAGAUUCCUGCAGCCAUCACCAACCGGGCAGCACAGAUGACAAAAUGUUUAAAACCCUUAAAGAAGAAGGAAAUCAAUACGUAAAGGACAAAAACUAUAAAGACGCACUUAGUAAAUACAGUGAAUGCUUACAGAUUAACGAUAAGGAAUGCGCCAUUUAUACAAAUAGAGCUCUCUGUUACUUGAAGCUGUGCCAGUUUGAAGAGGCGAAGCGGGACUGUGAUCAGGCGCUUCGGAUAGACGACGGGAACGUGAAAGCGUGCUACAGACGAGCUCUUGCUCAUAAAGGCCUCAAGGAUUAUCAGAAUAGUUUAAAUGAUCUCAAUACAGUUCUCCGGCUAGACUCAAGUAUUGUGGAGGCCAAGAUGGAACUGGAAGAGGUGACCAGAUUCCUUAAUGUGAAGGAUCAGGCUGCAUCACUCAACAAAGAAAAGGAGAGAAGGAAAAUUGAGAUUCAAGAGGUGAAUGAAGGCCAUGAAGAGCUUGGAAGGACCCCCGAGGAGGUCUGCACGGGCUGCCCUGCCUCUGAGGGGGCCACCAGCCGUGGGCCACCAGAAUACUACGAGAAACUGCCCAUCACCAAGCCCAACAAUGCCUAUGAAUUCGGGCAGGUGAUGAACGCUGUCAGUGCUCGAAAAGAUAAAGAAGCCUGUGCACAUCUGUUAGCCAUCACUGAACCGAAAGAUCUGCCAGCGUUGCUGAGUAACAAACUCGAAGGGGAUCUAUUCCUCCUCCUCAUUCAGUCUCUGAAAAGUGAACUUAUUGGUAAAGAUCCCUCAUUGGUAUAUCAGCAUCUUCUAUAUCUGAGUAAAGCAGAAAGGUUUAAGAUGAUGUUGACCCUAAUUAGCAAGGGCCAGAAGGAGCAAAUUGAACAGCUUUUUGAUGACCUCUCGGACACACCAAACAAACAUUUUACUUUAGAAGAUGUACAGGCCCUAAAAAGGCAGUAUGAGCUUUAAAUCAGGAUUGUUGUUAGAUCUCUUCCAUGCAUGCAUGUGCUCCAGUAACACUAGGGAGACGGUAUUGUCAUACAGUUGCAUGGAUAAAACCUUGCUUAGAAAAGAUCCCUGGGUCUGGACUAUAAAAUAUUUUACUUAUUUUUAUACAUAGAACAUGUAUAUUCUACAAUCUGCUUUUUAUCAGUUGUAAAUAUUUUCUUAUGUACCAGAGCUAACAUCUUUAUAUUUAAUAAUAAGUAUAUUUGGAACUUAUUCAGAUGCAUUUUAAUUUAUAUCAUACAUUUCCUUUAAUAACUUGUUAAAAAUUUGAGUUAAAUUGCAUUUCUUUGGGCUAUGAAGGCAUCCACUUAGGUUUGACAGAAAUAUAUUUCUUUAAAAUGCAUUUUUAAAAGUGAAAAUCAUUAACAGUGAUUAUGUCACCUUUAUUUCCUGCUAACACAUACAUAUAAGUCCCAUUUUAUACUAGUUGUAUAUUACAGUCUGCUAAGAUAAAAUGCAAUACUUAAAUCCAUAAUAUGAAAUGAUUAUUAAAUAAAUUGUGAUGAUCAAUUUAAAGCUAUAAGAGGAACUUAUUUUUUCUAAUAUGGAAGCAUUGCCUAAUAAUUAAGAACAAAAAUUGCCAAAAAUUUCUACCACUUUUUACUAGACUUUAAAAAGCUCCUUUCCCUUAUAAAUUGCUUGUAUAAGCGGUAACAAAACAACAAAUACAUGAGAGCAAACUAAGCCUUCGUUUCUGUUUGCAUUGUUAACCCCAUAUUUCCCCAAAUAUUUAAAUGUCUUCUUGCCCUCUUUCAUCCCUCUUUUAAGCAGGACCAUGUUUGUUCCCUUAAUGUCAAAGGAAAAGUGAACAACUCUUGAAGCUCUUUUGUUAACUGAGGGUAAAGGUAUUUCUUAAAAUAAAACAUUCGGUUUCUAUCAGUAUACCAUCAAA